AUGAGUGACCUCCUUAACUACAUCCUCAACAAUGAGGAUGCGUUUCGAAGGAACCGCCUCCCCUCGCUUUACUCGGACUUUACCCUCCAAAAGAAGACAAAUCCCGAUGGCUAUGCGAUCAACAUAGCCGCUUGGGAACAAGCAUUGAACCGAGCCGCUAAGCGUGGUUAUACAUCCUCGCGAGGCGUGCGCGUACGCUCUGGAUCUAUCGGAUCCUCGAAGAAUACAACGGGGAACAGGAAGAAGACUGAUCACCUCAUUCUUCGCACGGAUGAAUCGCUGUUACGAGACUUGGAGCUGCCCGAGUGGGGGAGACCGGUGGCACUGGGUGCUGUGUUUGACGAAGCAAUGCGCAAAAAUACCAUGGUUCCCUUGCCGGUCUACAAGACUAGCGGAGCAAGUCUACAGAAGGCCCAGUGGAGACUUAUCGAUCCCGGUGCUUUGAGUCCAUGGAAUGUGAUGAGUUGGGGGGUGCGGCAGCUCAAAGGCUUCGUUGUAGGCUCCGACGGCGAAUCUGCGCCAAAGUUGCAGGUGCAGGAAUUGGUAUUGGUCGAGAACUUGCAGGAAGCGGCGGACUUGGUUGUUAAGAAGGCCACUGGUGGCAAUUCAUCCAAGCUGGACCUGAUAUACUCCAAAGAAAGCUUUAUUGAAGAGUUCGCCUCCAUAUUGCACGACGCCACUGAAUUGUCAGAUUCCGAUUUUGAUAUUCUUUUGCUUUAUCUGUCCCACGAUAGUGGCGCUAUCGCGUAUGAUGGCAAGACUGUGAAGUUCAAGUCAAAGGAUGAACCAGCACAGAUCACGCAGCAAGAUACGACAAUCGCCUCCAUCAAGACGCUUUUAUCAACUCUUUCGAAGCAGGUGAAGAACCUGGAAGAUAAAGUUGCUGAAUUGACUGCAUCUGCAAAGACGGCGCUGGCAAACAAAAAUCGUAUCUCCGCGCUGUCGGCCAUCAAGUCUAAGAAGAUGGUCGAGCAUAACCUCCAGCAACGCCUGAACACCCUUGUCCAGCUCGAGGAGGUAUAUGCAAAAAUCGAGCAGGCCGCGGGCCAGGUGGAGAUCGUGCAGGUCAUGGAGGCCAGCACCGGUGUUCUUCGUGGGUUGCAUGCUCAGAUCGGAGGUGCUGAGCGUGUUGAGGAUGUGAUCGAGGGGUUGCGUGAAGAGAUGUCCAAGGUGGACGAGGUCGGAACCAUCAUGAAUGAGGCAGGACCUGUCUUCGACGAGGGUGAGAUUGAUGAGGAGCUCGAGGCUCUGGAGAAGGGUGAUCGGGAGACACAGGAAGAAAAGGAAGCCGAGGCUACGCGCAAGAAGCUUGCCGAGCUGGACAGUCUCAAGCAAGUCUCAGACGAAGCCGCGCGCCAGGCGGAGGCAGAGAAAAAUGUUGACAGCCAGCUGGCACAGAGCAUUGAGAGGCUCUCAAACAUGUCGGUUGAAGAUCGCCCAUUGCCCGCUAACUAG
Molecule: messenger RNA, 1455 nt
Organism: Penicillium cataractarum
Lineage: Eukaryota; Fungi; Ascomycota; Eurotiomycetes; Eurotiales; Aspergillaceae
Product: putative vacuolar sorting protein SNF7 family protein
Exons: 5
Coding region: 1-1455 (484 amino acids)
Biological process (GO): late endosome to vacuole transport via multivesicular body sorting pathway; vesicle budding from membrane
Cellular component (GO): cytoplasmic side of plasma membrane; multivesicular body; ESCRT III complex
Source: RefSeq, a predicted model, not a curated record